Limulus polyphemus (Atlantic horseshoe crab) is the source of this 3609-nucleotide messenger RNA. RefSeq names its product RWD domain-containing protein 2A-like. The transcript is spliced from 2 exons. NCBI's taxonomy places the organism in Eukaryota, Metazoa, Arthropoda, Merostomata, Xiphosura, Limulidae. Bases 89 to 958 code for a protein of 289 amino acids. The record is from RefSeq and is a predicted model, not a curated record. Gene Ontology annotation, molecular function: protein binding.
GCAACGACAUUAAAUAUGGCGGACAUGCGAUUACGUUUUUUUUGUUAUCGAUAAGGUUUAGCUUGUUAGUUGCUCCAGUUAUUUAACGAUGGAAGACAGUCUUAGUCUCUUAGACCUAGCUAAACUUCAGCUUAACGAGCUAGAGAUGAUAGAAAGUAUGUAUCCAAACAGCGAUGAAUUUAAAGUUGACGAUCCUUCUGUAGUUCGUCAGAUUAAGGAUUUUGUGGAAGGCAAAAGCAACGAGCUGCCGCCACGACUGGAUUUUACUUUAUGGUUUGACAUAAAAGGGAAGAAGUUAGAAGUCAGUUUUAGUCUUCCUCAUGAUUAUCCCCAAUCAGAACCAGAAAUUUAUGCACGUUCAGCCUUCUUAAGUCGGGAUCAUCAGUAUAAUUUAAAUUGUGCUCUUAUGGAUUACCUAACAAGUCUACCAGCUGGAGAGUUGUGUUUAAGUAGCAUUAUUCUAUGGCUGCAAGAAAACUUACUAGCUUACUUCAGUUGUGAUAGUAUGGAGUGCCACAAAGCCGAGCAACCUAAAGGAGAAAUUGCACUUAAUAGAUUGUGGAUUUACAGCCACCAUAUCUAUAACAAGUAUAAAAGGAAAAGAAUUUUAGAACUGGCCCGUGAAUUAAAACUUACUGGAUUUUGCCUACCUGGUAAGCCAGGUGUAAUUUGCGUUGAAGGUAGUUCCGAUUGUUGCAAUUACUUUUGGCAAGACAUAAAGCAUAUGAACUGGAAAAAAAUUGUUUUGAAGAAAAGUGAAGACUUGGAAACUGAAAAUAAUGCUAUUAACACUGGUAAACAUUUUCAGACUUUUGAUGAAGUCUCAUUUCAGCCAAGAAGAGGUCCAGCAAAAGAAUACCACAUGGAUAUGGGAGAUUUUUUCAAGUAUUUGGAAGAACACAAUUGCAGUUAUGCAUUCAGUGACUUGUUUGGAGUGGAUGGUAAAAGUGGCCUAUAACAACAUUACUUACCAUAAAGGUCAAUUAUGGUAUCUUGAAUAAUAUUUGAAGAUCUUUUAUGCCUAUCAGACCUUGGAGUCAAGUGAUGAGCUGCAAGUACAGAGUCCAACAUGUUCUUUGUUAGAGAAUCAUAAGAAGAUUUUAGUUUUUCCAGGUCUGAAACAGGAAAGAUUAAAGAUCAUAACACAAUUUAAAAAUUCAAUUUAAGAAAACAUUAGAUUGUAUUUUGACAUUGUACAAUUAAGUUUCUAUAGCAAUUUCGGGAAGAGGAAAAAAAUACAUUACCAGUUUCAUUGUUUGAUGUACUAAAAGCAUAUAGUAUUCCACUGAACAGGUUUGUUAUGAUGGUUGUAUCAAGGCAGACACACUGGACUACCAAAGUAGUAAACAGAAAGAGCUGGAACCACAACAUCGUAGGAGUUAACAGAACAAAUAUUCACAUCAUUCUGAAAUAGAUAUUGAUUUGAGGUUUAUAUACAGAAGUUUAGUAUCAGAAAGUCUUGCUACACAACACACACAUAUUCAAUUUAAAUUAUAUUACCACACACUAUAUAUAUCAACCCCCCCCCCCCCAAAAAAAAAAAAGAAAAGUUAGGGUACAGUAAAGGGACAAAUCUUACAAACAAUAGGCAGUAUCACUUAGUACUUCAGCUGUUUCACAUCUGCUCUCGAGAGAAUGGAAAAUUCAAACUCAACCCCCUCCACACUUUUUUUUUGUAAAAACAUGAUUUCUAUUAAAUUCCAUGUAAGGAAUCAACUUCCAAUACUGCUGACAAUAUUUUAUUCCACUACUCAAUCAUCCAGUUAGGAAAAUAGGUGUUAACUUAAACAUUUCCUCUCCACCUGUUAUGUUCAGAGUUUAACACAAUAUACUCAUGGGCCUUUAUCUUAUUGAUUCCAAGGAUAAUCUUUUACGGUAAUUCACCAGCUAUCUUCUUUUGAGAAGAGGUAGAAGAGGAAAUAAUCCUUUUAGCAUCUUCUAAAAAUUCUUUAACAGCUCAAAAUCAACAUCUUUUCUUAGAUAAUGUGACCAAAACAGUACACAUUAUGAGGCUUAGUUACUUGUACUCACUCAAUUUUAUAGUUUAGUAAUUAGUCUACAACUACACCCAUAAUUAUUUUUAAUUAUUACCCUUACUACUAACCUCCACUUCGACAGUUUCAAAGGCUUAUCUGCUACAAUGCAAAGAUCCCUUUCAAUUAUGAUAUAGGUUUUGUUCUCAUUAUGAUUUCCAAAACAUGUUAUCUUACAUUUACUGUUAAGGUCAUUUGAAAACUUUCUCCAACUUAACAACAGAUCAAAGUUACUCUGAAAUUUCUCAGUGCAGUAAGACAUUGUAAAGUUUAAUGCUAUCAAUAAUGAUUGUCAGUCAUAUCUAUCAUUUAUGCAACUAGGCAAGUAAAAGUUCAAGCCCCCUUUCAAGGCAUUCCACUAAUAAAAUGUCCAAUUUCACUAGGCUUCAUUAAAAACAAUCCUUUGCUUUUUUUCCCCCAUUUGGUGAUUUUAUCGUCCAAGUAAACUGAUCUUUCUAAACUCACCUGCUGGUCCAUCAGUUUUUGUACCGAUAUUGUGAAACACCUUGUCAAAUGUUAAGUUCAAGAACUAAGUACAUCAAGUCUACACAUUUCUUAGUUUAGAUAACUUUUUCCUGCAAGUAAGUAUCAGUUUUCCCCAUAAGACAAAAUUUUACACUAGAAUCUACCAUUAUAGUGGCCGAUAAUUUCAGACCACAAUCAUCACCCCAAAUACAUGCUUAUGUUGUUGGUCUACCGAAGAUAGAAGGGGCUCAUGUGAUUGAUAAUACUUCCUUUAAAACCCAAAAGUAAGAGCAUUCAGGUGCUGGCGUUUUUAUCUUUUUUUUUUUUAAUACCUCAAUUUUACUUCUUGGGAAGAGACUCAAGGCUAUUAGAAUAGGAAACGUAAAAUAGAUUCACUAACAGUCGUCUUAGACCUUAGUAAAACAACAUUAGUUCCAAGUUGUUUUUAACAAAUAUCGGCAAUAGUAUUUUUGCUUUUCGUUUAUCUAUCGGCUUCAAAGAACCUGCUAGUACUAUGUAUCAUAAAAAGCGAUAGUAUACAUUGAUUUACUUAGCUUUAAGGUUUAUUACAUUCACUGAUUCAAUAGCGUCCUAAUGAAAAUCAUACCAAUAAAAUUACUACAUUAUUAAGUUACUUUUAUGGAACUUUACAAUUAUAUUAAAGACAACCUAAAUACUAGCUACAAACUCACUAAAGAAAAUUCAUAUCAAGUAAGAAAGAUUUUCAUAACAUAAAAAGCGCACCUGAAAGUGAAGGAAGACGACUGAUAGUUUGUUAUUCGAGGCUGGCAUUUAUAAGGUGGCGUAAACACAUGGAAGAUAGCUAUUGGUUAUCCUGUGUUGUUCGAAAAGAGGAAAUAAUUUCUCUAAACUAGAAGGGGGGUAGGGUUGUAACUUUUGUUUUUGUAACUUGAAUACGCAUACAUACAUACUUUUCGCCAUAUUUGAUGAACUUGCACGUUGUAUUUUAUCAGUGCUUUAUCAAUUAUGUUGUAUUACUCAUUAAACUGUGAUGAUUUGUUUGAAAAUGGAAUAUUUUGUAAUAAUAAAACAUUUGAGACUUUGUAAGGUUUUGUACUUACAGCAGUUAUUAAACAUUACAAUUUUUUAA